Mercurialis annua (annual mercury) is the source of this 1094-nucleotide messenger RNA. RefSeq lists its product as uncharacterized. Bases 67 to 981 code for a protein of 304 amino acids. The record is from RefSeq and is a predicted model, not a curated record. The transcript has 2 exons. Lineage: Eukaryota; Viridiplantae; Streptophyta; Magnoliopsida; Malpighiales; Euphorbiaceae.
AAUUAUCAUUUAACACAUUUUCCUCUAAUUUCUUGCUUAUUUGUUUAUUUUCUUCAAGAACAAGCCAUGCCUAGUGCAAGGUUUAGACUUCCAAUUUAUCAACAGAAUAUUACAGGUCGUGAUCUUCAGUUCGACGACCCGAUAGAGGGGAGUUUCUCCGAUAUGGUUUUCGGGUUUCUUGAUGAUAAUGGCCGGCAACCAUUUUCUCCGGCAAGUUCUAGCAGUGAGGAUAGUUAUCAUGAAAAUGAAGAAGAUGAAGAGAAAAUUAAUGAGGAUUUUGAAGAAGAAAAAAACUUCUGGGACAAUCAACACCAGCUUCUUCAAGCAACUCUAUGCAGAACAAGUUCAUUAGAAUCAUCAAUCAGGAACAUCACCAAAGAAACAAUAAAAGAAAUUCAAAUGAGAACCACAAUCUGCAGCUGUGGAAGAUCACCAACAACAAGCGGCUGCCGGAAUUGUCUAAUGACAGAACUCUCCGGCCGCCUUCACACUGCCGGAUAUAACAGCGCCAUUUGCAAAUCAAAAUGGAGAAGCUCUCCCGAUAUUCCAUCAGGAGAACACAAAUUCUUGGACGUAAUCGACAAUUCAAAUCCUAAAAAGGGAGAAAUCAGAGUCAUAAUCGAAUUAAAUUUCCGUGGCGAAUUCGAGUUGGCGAAAGCUAGCGACGAAUAUAAUAAAUUAGUCGAAAGACUGCCGGAAAUAUUCGUCGGCAAAGUGGAAAGACUGAACGGUGUAAUAAAAAUAUUAUGUUCGGCUGCUAAAAAGUGCAUGAGACGAAAGAAAAUGCAUUUAGGACCGUGGCGAAAACAACGGUACAUGCAAGCGAAAUGGCUCGGGAACUGUGAACGGAGCUUCGCGUCGAUGCCGAGCUUUUCGAUGAGAUAUUCCGGUAGGGUUUCGAAGCCGAAGGCAUCGAUGUUAACGGUUGAUUUGCGAGAUAUGUUGCCUAAUAUGCAUUGUACAGCUCUUGAGGUUUUAUGACUGUAAAUAUUUCAUCAGAUUUUGUUUUUUUUUGUUUUUUUUAAUAGUGUUACGUAUGGAGCCAUGUAAAUUAUGGAAGUUUUUGUGCACUUUUUAGCUUUGUCUUUACUCCA